AUGAUACCACAAGGGAGAGCAACAUACGCUAACUGGCAAAAUAUAGAUAUGUUCGCUAACGCGAGACAUGACGCUUCUGCCAACAGUGAGACAGAAAAUGGGGUACACGAAGACGUAUCUACCGAUACAGACUGGAUGGCCAACCUUGUGGUUACUGUAGAAGUUAAUACGUUAUCCAAGGACCGAAAAAGUGCAUGUGCCCCCCUAUCUCUCUAUAGAAUACUCGACAUUUUGUCUAGAAGGCACCAAAUAGACCUAUUACCGUCACAGCUCGUCGGGGUAGUGCGCCAACAUGAAGCCCAAAUGUGCGACGAGACCAACAGAAUACCGACUACAGGAGAGUACCAUAUAGCAGCGCGAUUGCCUCUGGCCUCCCUGCGAGCGAAUGCAGUAGCAUUUACACUUAAACUAGUUCAUCUAGAUGGCCAGUGA
Molecule: messenger RNA, 432 nt
Organism: Babesia ovata
Lineage: Eukaryota; Apicomplexa; Aconoidasida; Piroplasmida; Babesiidae
Product: 50S ribosomal protein L9, putative
Exons: 2
Coding region: 1-432 (143 amino acids)
Source: RefSeq, a predicted model, not a curated record